This is a messenger RNA of Cuscuta campestris, 1020 nucleotides long. Lineage: Eukaryota; Viridiplantae; Streptophyta; Magnoliopsida; Solanales; Convolvulaceae. The record is from the annotation of a GenBank genome assembly.
AAAACCCGGUUGCUUCUCCUUCCAUACAACCAAAAAGCUGCACAAUCAUCUUAAUUCUUUUUCUUAACCACAAUUAUCCCUGCCAUCUAAUUAAUUAUCCCCAAAACCAUCCCUUAGUCCAUCAUAAUUAUCAUUCCAUAUAUUAGACAAAAAAUGGUCCUAAACAAAAAUGCCAUAGGAGCCAUCAAUUUGGUAGCUUUACUACUCUCAGUCCCAAUCAUAGCCACAGGAAUAUGGCUAAUGACCCAAGCAGAAAUCUCAUGCCUAAACCUCUUGAACUGGCCAGUCAUAGCCUUAGGAAUUGCAAUCUUAGUGGUAGCUAUUUUUGGCAUUGUGGGUGGCUUUAGGAAAAUCCAACCACUUAUGGUCAUUUAUUUUGUGGCCAUGUUGGUUUUGAUGGUUUUGUUGGGUGCUUUGGUUGCGUUCGUGUUUAGCGUCACGUCUCAUGGUUCGGCUCACCGCGAGCCGAACCGAGCCUACUUGGAGUACCGGUUCGACGACUACUCGGGUUGGCUUGGACGCCAAGUCCACGGUCGCGUUCGGUGGGCCCGGGUUUGGAAGUGCUUGAGCUCUUCAGAUGCUUGUGUGAAAUUGAACCAAACUUUUCAUAAUGCUCAAGAUUUCUUCAAUGCUCCUCUUUCUCCCGUUCAGUCAGGAUGUUGCAAGCCACCAACAGAAUGCGGGUACACUUACGUAACCCCAACAUAUUGGAUAAGUCCGAUAAACAUGACAGCAGACAAAGAUUGCUUGGCAUGGAGCAAUAAUGACCAGCUUUGUUAUGGGUGUGAUUCAUGCAGGGCUGGAAUGCUUGCUAGCCUUAGAAAGGAAUGGAGGAAGGCUGGUUUUGUUCUUCUUGCCACACUGUUCUUCCUGGCUUGUGUCUGUGUUGUCGGAUUUUGUGUGUUUAGAAGAUCCCAAACUGAUGAGCUUUUUAGGAAAUAUAAACAAGGCCAACAUUCUAGUUCUUACACUUAAAAAUUACUCGGUAAGAUGUUGCGUUAAGAAAAAUUUGCUUCAUAU